AUGCAUAUCAAGGCCCUCCUCACAGAGACCCAGGGCACCGGGGCACCCUCAUUCUCCUUCGAGUACUUCCCGCCCAAGACGGCUCAGGGUGUUCAGAACCUCUACGACCGCAUGGACCGCAUGUACAAUUUCGGUCCCAAGUUCAUUGAUAUCACAUGGGGUGCCGGCGGUCGUCUAGCCGAGCUCACCUGCGAGAUGGUCAACCAGGCCCAGUCCGUCUACGGCCUUGAGACGUGCAUGCACCUGACGUGCACCGACAUGGGCCUCGAAAAGGUCAACGACGCCCUCGACAGGGCCUACAAGGCCGGCUGCACAAACAUCCUCGCUCUGCGCGGAGACCCGCCCCGCGAGCAGGAGAAGUGGACUGCCACCGAUGACAGCUUCCAGUACGCCAAGGACUUGGUCAGGCACAUUCGCAAGACAUACGGCGACCACUUUGACAUCGGUGUUGCCGGAUACCCCGAGGGGUGCGACGACAACAAGGACGAGGACCAGCUGCUCGAUCACCUCAAGGAGAAGGUCGACGAGGGUGCGUCCUUCAUUGUCACGCAGAUGUUCUACGACGCCGACAACUUCAUUCGCUGGGUCGGCAGGGUCCGCGAGCGCGGCAUCACCCUCCCCAUCCUGCCCGGCAUCAUGCCCAUUGCCACCUACGCCAGCUUCGUGCGCCGCGCCAACCACAUGCAGUGCAAGAUCCCCCAGGAUUGGAUGGACAAGCUCGAACCCGUCAAGAGCGACGACGUAGCCGUCCGCGAGAUUGGCAAGACGCUCGUCGCCGACAUGUGCCGCAAGCUCCUCGCCAGCGGCAUUCACCAUCUUCACUUCUACACCAUGAACCUGGCCCAGGCCACGCGCAUGCUGCUUGAGGAGCUCAACUGGGCGCCCUCGGCCGAGCGUCCCUUCAAGCCCGCGCUUCCCUGGAAGCCGUCCAAAGGCCUCGGCCGCCGCGACGAGGAUGUGCGCCCCAUAUUCUGGCGCAACCGCACCAAGGCAUACAUCGCCCGCACCCAGGACUGGGAUGAGUUCCCCAACGGCCGCUGGGGUGAUUCGAGGUCCCCUGCCUUUGGCGAGCUGGACGCGUACGGCGUGGGACUGACCGGCACCAACGAGGCCAACCGCAAGAAGUGGGGGGAGCCCAAGUCUCUGCGCGACGUGGCCGACCUCUUCUGCCGCUACCUCAACCGGGGUGUCGACUCCCUGCCCUGGAGCGAGUCGCCCCUCACCGAGGAGUCUGACCCCAUCAGGGACCGCCUCCUCUCCCUCAACAGCCGCGGCUUCCUGACCAUCAACUCCCAGCCCGCCGUCGACGGCGCCAAGUCGACGCACCCGGUCCACGGCUGGGGACCCUCCAACGGUUACGUCUACCAGAAGUCGUACCUCGAGGCCCUGGUCCACCCGGACCUGCUGCCCAAGGUUCUCGAGCGCAUCGCCCAGCACCCUGAGCUCACCUUUUACGCCGUCACCAAGGCCGGCAACCUGACGUCCAACACGCCCGCCGAGGGUCCCAACGCCGUCACCUGGGGCGUCUUCCCCGGCAAGGAGAUUGUCCAGCCCACGAUUGUCGAGAGCGUCAGCUUCCUCGCCUGGAGAGACGAGGCCUUCCAGCUGGGCAUGGACUGGGCCAAGUGCUUCGACGCCUCGUCGCCCAGCCGCCAGCUGAUCGAGCACAUCAUGACUGAGUGGCAUCUCAUCAACAUCGUCAACAACGACUUCCACGACAGCAGCACCAUAUUUGACAUCUUCAACGACCUCGCCCUCGAAAGGGAUAUCCUGGAGAAGCCAUUCGCCGGCGAGCCCCAAGCCAGCAGAGCGGCCGCUGCCACCACCACCAACGGUGCUGCUGCUUCCGAGCCUGCCGCUGCCGCUGCCGCUGCUUAA
Molecule: messenger RNA, 1878 nt
Organism: Geosmithia morbida
Lineage: Eukaryota; Fungi; Ascomycota; Sordariomycetes; Hypocreales; Bionectriaceae
Product: methylenetetrahydrofolate reductase (NADPH)
Exons: 2
Coding region: 1-1878 (625 amino acids)
Biological process (GO): tetrahydrofolate interconversion
Cellular component (GO): cytosol
Molecular function (GO): methylenetetrahydrofolate reductase [NAD(P)H] activity; FAD binding
Source: RefSeq, a predicted model, not a curated record